AAUCCCGGAGGGGCGUGCCCGCUGUUUGCGCGUGAGUGUGAGCAGCACGUGCAUCGUGAAGGGAGCGGACUGAUUAUCGGUUAUUGAUCAGAAGCAGCGCGCGCCGUCGCGCCGCCAUCACGCUGAAUGUGUUCGGAGCGCGUCCUCGCGGCGCGCCCCGCGGCUGCGCGCGCACCUCCGCCCGCCGGUAACGGAGCACCGCGCGGAGCCUGAACCGGUCUGAACCCGAUCCUCGGACCGUCUUCGCUGUGGGCGGAGUCUGAAGCGCUGACGUCACAGCACAGCUGAUCAGCGAUCGAUACUUGUGUGAGGAGUUGCAGCACGUGACUGUCAACUGCAAAAGGCGUUCUCAUUGGCUGAGGAGGAUGACGUGCUGGUGGUGAGCCAGCAGGGGGCGAUGGCCGCCGCCUACAGCAGCCGGGACCUGGUGGAGGACUUCCUGCGCUACAAGCUGCUCGGCAGGGGCGUGGCUUGGCCUCAGCGCCGGGCCAAUGACGAGAGAGCCCCGCGUCCAGACCCUCCUGUGGCCCCACCCUGCCUGCAGGCCGUGCUGCGGAGCGCCGGCGACGAGUUGGAGCGACUUUACGGCGACGAGCUGUCUGCGCAGGUGACGGUGCUGCGACUGCGUGGGAACGGCGGUGGAGCUGCACGCCGGCGCCACCUGACGGCUAUCAGAGAGGAGCUGUUCAGGGACGGCGUGAACUGGGGACGCAUCGUCGCCAUGAUGGAGCUGGGCGGAGCUCUGAGCGCCGCGGCCGCCAAGUCGGGCGACGAAGGUCAGAUGGAUGAUAUCGCCAGCUGGAUGGAGGAGAGUCUGGACUCGCCGUCGCUCCGGAGAUGGAUCCAUGACAACGGAGGAUGGGAUGCUUUUGUGGAGCUGUAUGAGUCCAGACCCACCGACAGCUUCUGGUCCCUGAGGACAGUGUGUGGACUGGUCGUACUGGGAGCAGUUGGGGUCAUACUGGGAUUUCUAUUCAGCCAGAAACAAAACUGAUGGGAGGUGUUAUCUAGUCCAGCCAUGGAGCUGCAGUUCCUGUGGUGUCCACCAGCUGCUGCUGUGCUCCACACUGAGACACUGAAGGACACUGACUUUGUGUGGGUGGAUUUUUAUGGGGGCGUAAAUUUCACCACCAAAAUUCUCUGAGUGUUACUUUUAAGGCUUUGUUGGCUGUUUAAACUUUGAGUUUCUCAUGGUCACAAUAACAUUCAGCCAAAGGACUCCAGGGAAGACCGACCUCCAGCUGACUGUAAAUAAGGCAUUCUCUCACUUUUUUACCCUGGAAGUUUGCUUCCAGCCUUUAUGUUAAUCUGAGCAAAAGACAUCCUGGACCUGCAUCAGACCAAGCUGGCCUGAAAUGAUGAAGCAAAGCAUUUAAGGAGGA
Messenger RNA from Neolamprologus brichardi, 1382 nucleotides. RefSeq names its product apoptosis regulator Bcl-2-like. The record is from RefSeq and is a predicted model, not a curated record. Gene Ontology annotation, cellular component: mitochondrial outer membrane. Gene Ontology annotation, molecular function: BH domain binding. Gene Ontology annotation, biological process: regulation of apoptotic process; intrinsic apoptotic signaling pathway in response to DNA damage; release of cytochrome c from mitochondria. Lineage: Eukaryota; Metazoa; Chordata; Actinopteri; Cichliformes; Cichlidae.